This is a messenger RNA of Acaulospora colombiana, 7062 nucleotides long. The record is from the annotation of a GenBank genome assembly. NCBI's taxonomy places the organism in Eukaryota, Fungi, Glomeromycota, Glomeromycetes, Diversisporales, Acaulosporaceae.
AUGGCCGAGCAAGUUGCUAGAGGUAAUCAAUAUCAAUACACUGCUAAUUCUAAUCUCGUCCUACAAGCAAAUCGAUCAGAAUUACCACGUCGAGAUCAUGAACCUUCUGGUGAGCCAGAAUCUUUAUGGGGGAAAAUCAAUCCUAAAGAUUUUGGUAGUCGAGCUCAAAGGAGCACCGCUUACGGGUAUUCUAAUGUGCUGGCAGCUACCGAAUAUUUUGACGGGUUGUCUUACAGACCACGGACGAAAGAGACCAGGGAAACAUAUGAGUUGAUCUUGGCAUUUGUUCAUCAAAACCUCGGUGAUCAAGCCCAAGACGUAAUUCGAAGUGCGGCAGAUGAUAUCUUACAAAUUUUGAAAAAUGACAUGCUUAAAGAUUUUGACAAGAAAAAGGAUAUCGAAACAGUUAUUGGUACCAUUGCAUCCGAUAGGUUUGCACAGCUAGUGAAUCUAGGGAAAAAAAUUACAGAUUAUCAUCAUGGGGAUGCCAUGAAUUUAGAUAAGGAUGGUGAACUUUCAGGAGAGAUUGAUGAUGAACUUGGAGUCGCUGCGGUGACAACGGGCGUAUUAGGUGUUGGUCAAGUUGAAAAUGAUGAAGAUCGAGAGUUCAUCUCUGACGAGGAGAACGAAGGGUUUCGUACAGUUAUUGGACCAGAUACCGCAAAACCAAAGAAGGUCACUGGUGCACAAGCUGUACAAAAGAUAUCUCCACAUGAUAUUGAUGCCUUCUGGCUUCAGCGUCUGAUAUCAAACUAUUAUCCAGAUCCACACACAGCACAGGAGAAGACUUCGAACACUAUGCAAAUACUCGAGUCGGACAUUAACACUCGUGAUUGUGAAAACGAAUUAAUGAAUCUUUUUGAUUAUGACAAAUUUGAUCUUGUCAAGAUACUGACAAGAAAUAGGGAAUUAAUUUUAUGGUGCACUCAACUCGCUAAGGCUGGAACAGAUACCGUCAGGCGUCAAAAUAUUGAACGAGAGAUCCGCGAACGAGGAUUAGAAUGGAUUCUCAAGGACCUUGGGGGAGAGAGAAUUCGUCGCGGUGAAGGAGCCGCCCGAAAGGGUGUGGUUGAGGACGCAAUGGAGAUAGAUGAAAAACCGGUGCCGGCGCAUGGUCCUGUUCCUGCCUCUGUCAAGGCUACUUUGCCUCCGGUUACGACGGCAACACCCAAGACUGUAAUUGACCUCGAAUCGUUGGUGUUCACGCAGGGUGGACAUUUGAUGUCUAAUAAGAAGUGCAAGUUGCCCGAUGGAUCUCAUAAGAUUUCCAAGAAAGGUUAUGAAGAAAUUCACGUACCAGCACCUAAACCGAAACCGUUUGCCGAGAAUGAAACGCUCAUACCAAUAGGCGAUCUACAAGAGUGGAUUCAAGACGCCUUUAAAGGAGCAAAAACACUCAAUCGUAUUCAAAGCAAGCUGUACCCAGUUGCAUUUGGUACAGAUGAAAACAUAUUACUGUGUGCUCCAACCGGUUCAGGGAAAACCAAUGUUGCUAUGCUAUGCAUCCUCAAUGAAAUGAGCAAAUGGCGCCAGGACGAUGGAUUUAUAGAUUUUGACAAAUUUAAGGUUGUCUAUAUCGCUCCAAUGAAAGCUCUUGUUCAAGAGGUGGUCGGCAAUUUUUCAACUCGUCUUCAACCUUACGGUAUAAAGGUCGCCGAGUUGACCGGUGAUCGUCAACUCACCAAGCAGCAGAUAUCCGAAACACAGAUCAUAGUGACUACACCCGAGAAGUGGGACGUGAUUACAAGAAAAGCCACCGACAGGAGUUACACGAAGCUUGUUAGACUCACGAUUUUUGACGAAGUGCAUUUACUUCACGACGAUCGUGGGCCGGUUCUGGAAAGCAUUGUGGCGCGAACGAUUCGUCAUAUGGAACAGACGCAAGAGAGAAUUAGGUUGGUGGGUCUUUCGGCAACGCUCCCCAAUUAUAUCGAUGUGGCCACUUUCUUGCGGGUGAAGCCGGAGAUAGGAUUAUUUCACUUUGAUGGUGCUUAUCGUCCGUGUCCUUUGAAACAAGAGUUUAUUGGUGUCACCGAAAAAAAGGCCAUCAAGAGAUUUCAGGUUAUGAAUGAAGUAACCUAUCUUAAGGUCAUGGAACAGGCAGGUAAAAACCAGGUUCUCAUAUUCGUUCAUUCACGCAAGGAAACGGCAAAAACAGCAAAGACAAUUAGGGACAUGGCACUUGAAAAGGAUACGAUCGGGCAAUUUCUCAGGGAGGACUCUGCGAGUCGCGAAAUUUUGCAGACCGAAUCUUCUACCGUUAAGGACGCGAACCUACAAGAUUUAUUGCCUUAUGGAUUUGCCAUCCAUCACGCUGGAAUGACGCGUGCGGACCGCACUUUGGUAGAAGAAUUAUUUGCAGACGGACAUAUUCAAGUUUUGUUUUCCACAGCAACAUUGGCUUGGGGUGUCAACUUACCUGCCCACUCGGUUAUAAUAAAAGGUACUCAGAUAUACUCACCGGAGAAGGGUCGAUGGGUUGAAUUGAGUCCUCAAGAUGUUCUUCAGAUGUUGGGUCGUGCAGGUCGUCCUCAAUAUGACACCUUUGGUGAAGGCGUCAUAAUCACUUCGCACACCGAACUUCAGUAUUAUUUAUCGCUUCUAAACCAACAGCUACCUAUUGAAAGUCAAUUCAUAAACAGACUACCGGACAAUCUGAAUGCAGAAAUCGUAUUGGGAACUGUGAGAAAUCGCGAUGAAGCGGUUGAGUGGUUAGGAUAUACGUAUCUGUUCGUGCGAAUGUUGCGCAAUCCGACUCUUUACGGCAUCACGAUAGAUCAAUUGGAGGAGGAUGAGUUUCUUGGACAAAAACGAGUGGAUUUGAUACACUCUGCCGCAUUGCUGUUGGAUAAAUCCAAUUUGAUUAAAUAUGAUAAGAAAACCGGCAGAUUUCAAGUCACUGAGUUGGGACGUAUCGCUUCGCAUUUCUAUAUCACGCACACAUCGAUGGCAACGUACAAUCAACAUUUGAAACCAAUGAUGGGUCACAUCGAGUUGUUCCGUGUAUUUGCUCUAUCCGAUGAAUUCAAGUAUAUUCCCGUGCGAGAGGAAGAGAAACUCGAGCUGUCGAAAUUACUCGAACGUGUGCCUGUCCCAGUCAAGGAAGGUAUCGAGGAACCAACGUCAAAGAUCAAUGUUCUUCUACAAUCUUACAUCUCCCAGCUCAAGUUAGACGGAUUCGCACUUGUUUCCGAUAUGGUGUAUGUGACUCAGUCAGCGAGUCGAAUUCUUCGCGCCAUGUUCGAAAUUUGUUUAAAACGUGGCUGGGCUCAACUUUCACGAAGGGCUCUGGAUCUUUGUAAAAUGGUGGAGAAACGUAUGUGGCUCUCUAUGUCGCCUUUGCAUCAGUUCAAGUUAAUAGCUCCGGAUUUGAUCAAGAGGAUUGAAAAGAAAGAUUUUCCCUGGGAAAGAUACUUUGAUUUAAAUCCUCAAGAGAUAGGUGAACUCGUAGGCGUUCCUAAAGCCGGUAAGAUGAUUCACAAGUAUGUUCAUCAAUUUCCUAAAUUGGAGUUGCAGACUUUUGUGCAGCCUAUAACCCGUUCGCUGUUGCGAGUUGAGCUCAAGAUCACGCCGGAUUUCCAAUGGGACGAGAAAGUUCAUGGAAUGGCCGAGGCAUUUUGGGUAUUGGUCGAAGACGUGGACGGAGAGGUCAUCUUGUACCACGAUUCCUUUAUUCUAAAACAAAAGUAUGCAGAGGAGGAUCAUGUUAUAACAUUCACGGUACCACUCUUCGAACCUUUACCACCCAAUUAUUUCAUCUCUAUAAUUUCCGAUCGUUGGUUACACUGCGAAACCAAGUUGCCAAUUUCCUUUAGGCACUUGAUACUCCCCAAAAAGUAUCCACCCCAUACCGAAUUGCUUGACUUACAACCCUUGCCCGUAUCCGCAUUGCGAAAUCCCGAAUACGAGGAUGUGUAUAAACGAUGGAUUGAGAAUUUCAACCCUAUUCAAACACAAGUAUUUAAUGCUCUGUACAAUACGGAUGAUAACGUCUUUGUUGGUGCGCCUACUGGGAGUGGAAAGACGAUUUGCGCAGAAUUUUCUCUUCUUCGUCUGUGGUCCAAGCCAAACCAUGGUCGUUGUGUUUACAUCGCGCCAUUCCAAGAGGUGGUCGAUCGAAUAAAGGCCGAGUGGAUGAAAAAAUUUGGCGCACUUCAGGGUGGGAAGAAUAUAGUAUCGCUUACCGGGGAAACCAGUGCGGAUCUUCGCUUGUUGGAAGUUGGCGAUGUCGUAUUUGCCACACCUACGCAAUGGGACGUCAUGUCUCGCCGAUGGAAGCAACGUAAAAACGUUCAAAAUGUUGCAUUAUUUAUUGCAGAUGAAUUGCACCUAAUAGGUAGCGACGUUGGACCAACGUACGAAAUAAUCGUAUCACGCAUGCGUUACAUUGCUCAUCAGACAAAGAAUCCGAUACGCAUCGUCUGCCUGAGUACAUCAUUGGCCAAUGCCCAGGACCUCGGGGAGUGGAUAGGAACGACACCGCACACCAUCUUCAAUUUUCACCCGAGCGUCCGUCCCGUGCCCCUGGAAAUUCACAUUCAAAGUUAUAACAUUCCUCAUUUUGAAUCGCUGAUGAUCGCCAUGGCCAAACCCACCUACAUCGCGGUCACAACAUACUCGUCCGACAAGCCGGCCAUAGUGUUCGUGCCCUCACGAGCCCAGUGUAAAUUGACCGCCGUUAACCUGGAGACUCUUUGCACUGCGGAUGGAUUACAAGAUCGCUUUCUCAAAUCGACGCUCAAAGACGAUGAAGGAAAUUUGGAUGAGAAAUUUUCGAAAGAACUGGAAAAAGUCAGCGACGAGUAUUUGAGGGAUACACUUUCGCAUGGUAUUGGAUUUUAUCACGAAGCGCUCAGCACACUUGACAAAUUAAUAGUUGAGAAGUUAUUCGAAACGGGAUCGAUACAGGUAGUGGUCGCGUCAAGAGAUACUUGUUGGGGAUUGAACUUGAGUUGUCAUAUGGUCGUCAUCAUGGGCACCCAAUACUUUGAGGGUAAAGAACAUCGAUACGCUGACUAUCAAAUAACGGACGUUCUGCAAAUGAUGGGUCGGGCGUGCCGUCCGCACGAGGAUGAGACCGGUCGUUGUGUGCUAAUGUGUCAAGCCAUCAAGAAGGAUUUCUAUAAAAAGUUUUUAUAUGAAGCCUUGCCCGUGGAAUCUCAUCUCGAUCAUUUCCUGAACGAUCAUUUUAACGCUGAAAUCGUGACCAAGACCAUAGAGAAUAAGCAGGAUGCAGUAGAUUACCUCACAUGGACAUUUUUGUAUCGACGAAUGGUCGAAAAUCCAAACUAUUACGGCAUGCAAGGUUCUGACCAUCGGCACCUAUCGGACCACUUGUCAGAAUUAGUUGAGACGACGAUAAAUGAUCUCGCGGCAUCGAAAUGUAUUGCACUCGAGGACGAGUUGGAGGUAUCGCCGCUUAACUUGGGCAUGAUAGCGGCCUAUUACAAUGUCAGUUAUGUGACCAUAGAGAUGUUUAGCAUGAGCUUAAACGAGAAAACGAAACUCAAAGGUCUGUUAGAGAUCAUCUCUUCGGCAGCCGAAUUCGAGUCAAUUCCAAUUAGACACCAUGAGGACAAUGUUCUCAAGAAAAUAUACGAUUACCUUCCCGUUAAACUGGGCAAUCCUAAAUUUAAUUCGCCCCACAUCAAAACCAACAUUCUCUUGCAAGCCCACUUUUCGAGAUACGAUUUGGAUAAGGUGCCGGAUCUGAAAUCAGAUCAAAUCAUAGUUCUGGGAAAGGUUAUCCCGUUAAUUCAAGCCAUAGUUGACGUCAUAAGUUCUAACGGAUGGCUGAAUACUGCAUUGGCUGCCAUGGAGUUGUCACAGAUGUGCGUUCAGGCAAUGUGGAGUCAUGAUUCACCAUUAAAGCAAAUUCCAUAUUUCGAGCAAGAACACCUUCGUCGCUGCAAAGAAAUGAGUAUUGAAUCUGUGGCCGACGUCGGUUCACUAGAGGACGAUGAACGUGAGGAAAUACUUCGGAUGGACAAAGAGAGGGACAAAGCAAAGAGAAAUGCGAUAGCGAAAUUUAUUAAUCGAUAUCCGGAUCUUGAUGUUAAAUAUGGAAUAAGGGAUGAGGAUGAACUUGUGUCUAGUUCUCAAGGUAUACUGGACGUUAAACUCACCCGUGAAGAUUUUGAGGAUGACGUGGGACCCGUUUAUGCGCCAAGAUUCCCUCACAAGAAGGACGAAGGGUGGUGGAUUGUUUUAGGAGAUGAUUCGAAAAACGCGUUGCUGGGCAUUAAACGAAUCACUUUGAAUAAGGUUUUGAAUGUAAAAUUAGAUUUCACUUGCCCGUCAGAAGCCGGCGAACAUUCGUUAAAACUUUACGUAAUGUCAGAUUCUUAUAUGGGGUGCGAUUUAGAAUAUGAUGUUGUGAUUAGUGUAUUAGAGGGUGGUGAUGAUAGCGAGGAGGAAGAAGAGGUGCAAGCAAAGGGGAAAAUGCGUUUGGAACGUGGGGAAAUUUCGCUUUACGAGUUUUACAAAAUAUUUGGCACGGAGCUGUCAGACCCAAAGAACAAGGACAAUUACCUCGAAUACAUGCGGUCACGUGGAGGUUCCACGACAAUCGACUUGUCUCUUUUGUCCGUCAUUGUAAUUGAUGGCAAGGAAUUGUUUAGGAAGAUGAUGUCCGAGGCUGCAAUAAUUGAUCCAAUAGUUUACGCGGCAUUAAAGAACCUUAGGACCAGUGGAAAAUUUAAAAUUGCCGCAUUGACCAACAAUUUUCAGGUUCCUCCUGAUGAUUUACAGGAAAUUGAGUUGCUGGGAGGCAAUGCGCCUUUGGAGUUAAGAAAUCUAUUUGAUGAGUAUAUUGAAUCAAGUGUCGUUGGGUUAAGGAAACCCGACCCGCGAAUAUUUCUAUAUGCUUGCAACAAAUUGAAUAUCGAACCUAAAGAGGCUAUAUUUCUUGACGACAUUGGAAUGAAUUUGAAGUCGGCAAAAGAGUUGGGAAUGAAAACGAUAAGAGUUGAACGGGGUAAAUCGAAGGAGGCAAUCAAAGAGUUGGAAAAUCUGGUGGGAAUCUCAUUAUUGGGUAAUAAUGGAGCGAAUGUUAAGCUUUAA